GCGUUGCUGAUGUAAACAAAAACUUUGCUGGACCGAACUGGUCCAUUUGUGUAGUCAUCUGGAGGAAAACCUUCACGCAAACUACACCUAUCAUAAAGAAGGUGCCUUUGGCUCCUAAUUCAGCCUCGAAGGUGUGUGGACGUUUGGCUCCUGCUUCGCCCGAGGGUCUCUGAAAGACUACAAAGUUGAUCUCGCACAUUGGGCAUGGUAUGGUUUGCUAUAGCCUAAGGUGCUGCCUCAGGAAAGGAUGAUGUGGAUGUGAGCUCAAAUGUAGUGAAGGUUCGAGAAGCAUACAAAGAAAUUUCCACCAUUCAGAUAUUUGAUCCUUGGUAAUGACAGACACAGCCAACAUGCUUAGUCCGGCAGCCAGGAGAUAUCUUUUAUGGUGUGCAAAUGAACAUAUUGAAUUCAGAAUACCAGAACUGGUAUCAGUUGCACGGAUGUUCAAAAUUCCCAUCAAGUGGAUUGAUAAGCCAAAGGAAGAUCCAUAUGUGAUCUUGGAAACAAACUCUGAGAAUGAUGUACGAAAAUUAAUGUCACGCAGUAUGCUUGUACGAUCUUGUUAUGAGUUAUGGGGUCAAGGAAAAACUGAGGCUGAACUUCACUCAAGUGUCAGAUCUCUUCCAGAGAACUUGAUUAAGCAGCAUCUAGUUCGUGAGAAGACAUUUAAAGUGCGUGUGGAAACAUUCAAUAAGACUCUCAACAUUUCAGAAAAACUAAAAAAAAUAGAGUCUUUGAGUUACCUUCCUUUUGAGGGCAGUGUGGACCUCAAGAAUGCUGACACAUGCCUCCACUUAAUUGAAUAUUAUGGUUUACACCCAAAUGUGAUACCUCAAGCACCAUUCAUGAUAUUUCUUGGACGAUGGGUGGCAGAGGGCCAGCGUGAGCUGAUCGAUAAGUAUUCACUGAAGAGAAGAACGUAUAUUGGCAGUACAUCGAUGGAUGCACAACUGUCUUUUAUCAUGGCAAACUAUGCCCAAGUUCAGCCUGGAGAAGUAGUCGUUGAUCCCUUUGUGGGAACAGGCUCAAUAUUGGUGUCGGCUGCUCACUUUGGUGCGUAUGUAUGGGGAUGGGACAUUGAUUACCUCACCCUGCAUGCUCGCACAAAACCUACUCGACAUAGCCAGAAGCAACGCACAGCAGGGGAAUCUAUAUCUAGCAACCUGAAACAGUAUGGAUUAGAGAAUCAAUACAUGGAUGUUGUAGUAAUGGAUAAUGCAAGACUAUUCUGGAGAGGUGUUCCCUAUGUUGAUGCCAUCAUUACUGACCCUCCAUAUGGAAUUCGUGAAUCAACUGAACGUGUAGGAACCCUCAAAGAGCCCAAGAUGAGUGAAGGAGCCAUACAGCAGCCUUCUGCCCAACAUUUUCCUUCGAAGAUCACUUACAGCCUCUCGGAUGUUUUCCGUGAUUUGAUCAACUUUGCUGCUAUUCAUCUGGUAAUUGGUGGGAGACUUGUAUUUUGGCUACCAGUAAUCAGACAAGACUACAAUGAGAGCUUAAUACCAAGUCACCCGUGUUUAGAGCUUGUUUUCAACAGUGAGCAAGUUCUUACCGUACACUCCAGCAGGCGCCUCAUUACCCUUUGCAAGACCAGACACCCACAGGAAGGGGAAACGGCCACUGCUCAAGUCACUGACUUGACUGCACAGUUUCGCGAGAAAUUCUUCCAAGCCUCCUUAAUGACAAAGGAGGAAAGAGCCUCCAUGAAGUCUCGCUUCCCUCGAGAUAAAAGGGGCCAGGGACUAGGUUAUCGACUCACCGAAGGUAAAGAUAAAGCAAAGGUCAUUAAAAUGGAAGAAGCCCCACAUUGUCACAGCACACACAUUAAACAUGAAGCUCCUAUAAAUAAUGGUGAGACUGAUAGACAUAAUUCAAUUUGCUUGGAUGAUGGAUAACAAACUUUUCUAGAAAUAAAAGAAAUAAUGUGCAAUUUUCUUUAUCCUCUGUCAAAAAUAGCAUCAACCCAGUUUGUAAUCUACUAAAAAAUUAAUGCCAUUUUUUGUUUAAAUGUUCUAAAUUUGUUUAGAGGUAACUUUGAGAAAUGCAUACACCAAUGUUCAUUGCCAAGUUUAACAUUCACAUACGUUAAUACUUGAAAAAGUCAUUUAUUUCAUGCAUUAUAUUCUUUUGUAAGUUAUCUUUACUGUUACUCUGUAUAACUGCAAUGUGCAUAAAAAAUACACACAUUUAGAGAAAUGUUGUGAACAGGAUAAUAAAAAAUAUUUUACAAAA
Molecule: messenger RNA, 2232 nt
Organism: Procambarus clarkii (red swamp crayfish)
Lineage: Eukaryota; Metazoa; Arthropoda; Malacostraca; Decapoda; Cambaridae
Product: tRNA (guanine(10)-N2)-methyltransferase homolog
Biological process (GO): methylation
Cellular component (GO): cytoplasm
Molecular function (GO): methyltransferase activity; nucleic acid binding
Source: RefSeq, a predicted model, not a curated record